This is a messenger RNA of Drosophila biarmipes, 2634 nucleotides long. Its product is annotated as protein phosphatase 1L. Gene Ontology annotation, molecular function: protein serine/threonine phosphatase activity; cation binding. Gene Ontology annotation, biological process: positive regulation of canonical NF-kappaB signal transduction; protein dephosphorylation; positive regulation of canonical Wnt signaling pathway. Lineage: Eukaryota; Metazoa; Arthropoda; Insecta; Diptera; Drosophilidae. Bases 628 to 2202 code for a protein of 524 amino acids. The transcript is spliced from 6 exons. The record is from RefSeq and is a predicted model, not a curated record. Gene Ontology annotation, cellular component: cytosol; nucleus.
GCGUAUGUCACCAAUUUCAGCUGAAAUCUCAACAAGUGCAAGUUUCGGGCUCUAUUUUAAUUGAGGGCGGUCGUGUCGCUGGCAAUUGGCAUUGUUUGGAUCCGUAUCCAGCUGCAGUGCGUGGAGCAUACACAUCUUUACUUAUUUAUUGCGACAUCCGUCGGGCACUCACACACGCGCGCGCCAGAUGUGCGACGCGCAUACGUGUAUAGAGCACACGCACACACACGCACCCGUGCGGAUGUUCUGAUUUUAUGCAAGAAACUGAUUUAUUUUUAAAAUAAGAAUAUUCGAAAGUCCGAAAAUAUAAUGCCAAAGAAAGGCGACGGCCGAGCGAGGGGAGAACGAGUGUGAGCGCAGAAACAGGGACACGGCGAAAAGGAAGGGGCGCACGGCGAACCGCAAACAGAAACGGACCCACGGCGGCGGCGGACAACUCGGAAAAUUAAAGGAAAACAAAUAAAAAUAAAACGACAGUUGACGUGCGGCGUCAAGGGCCUUUCCCCAGAUACCCUCUGACACCCACCCGUCCCCACGGCUGACCGUCUCGCAUGCGUUUAACUUGAAAAUCCCUGGCAGAGCAAAAAUCAGGCGCCAACAGAGUUCAACGACACACCGGCAUUUCCCAUGGACGACGAACUGGAAGAUAAGGUGUUCUAUCAGACAUACGUUUCGCACAUGAAAAUCCUGUCCAAAUUUGCGGUGGGCUUCUCGUCCAUCAACUCGCCCCUGGCCUACAUAUGGAAGCUGUGCCGACUGUAUGUCCUGCGCCCGGAGGUCAUCUUCUGCGGCUUGAUCCUGUUCGUCCUGUUGCUUUACUUGCAAGCGGUAGAUGUGUGGAGUCGCAGCAUCCUUGGGCGCAUCCAGGCCACCCUCGGCCGCCAGAAGGCCGUCAAGAUGAUGGAGAUGUCGGCCAGUGCUGGGGACCACCAGAGUUGGGAGGAGAUGAGGCAGCAGAGCUCCGCUUUCGCAGUCCUGGGACGCAGGCCCCGAAUGGAGGACAGAUUCAUCAUCGAGGAGAACAUUAACAACAACACCGGAAUCUCCUUCUUUGCUGUGUUCGACGGCCAUGGGGGCGAGUUUGCCGCCGAUUUCGCCAAGGAUGUGCUCGUGAAGAACAUCUACAACAAGAUCAUCGAGAUGUCCAAGUUGCUGAAGGCCGAGGGACAUGGCGGCGAUUACGAUAAGAGUCCUUAUUUGGCUCGCAAGCAGAGUCGCAAGGAAUCCAACAAAGAGAACGCAGAACCGACGGCGGCGCUGUCACGAAAGGAUAGCUUAAGGAAGGCCCACAGCACCACAGCUGACUGCAGUGCUAUCAAACAAAGGACAACCGAGGCUUCGAUCGCCGAUAUUUAUACGGCCCAGCUGAACUCGGCUAUGAGAGCCAGUGGAAAUGUAGGAGCCGCGAAGGACUCCUUUCUGAACAACAACAACAAUGCGCAGAAUGGCGCAGGCAGUGCGCCACCUCCGAACUACGAAGCCAGGUGCUACAUCGAAAACGGACGCAUUAACUUCGGGAAACUGAUCACAGACGAGAUCAUGUCGGCCGACUACAAACUUGUGGAGCAAGCCAAGCGAGCAACCAAUAUUGCGGGCACCACCGCUCUGAUAGCCAUUGUCCAAGGCUCCAAGCUGAUUGUGGCAAAUGUGGGGGAUUCCCGCGGCGUUAUGUAUGAUUCCCGCGGAAUCGCGAUCCCCCUUUCCUUCGAUCACAAGCCGCAGCAGGUGCGCGAACGAAAGAGGAUCCACGAUGCAGGCGGCUUCAUCGCCUUCCGGGGAGUUUGGCGCGUGGCCGGCGUGUUAGCCACAUCACGUGCUCUCGGGGACUAUCCGCUAAAGGAUAAGAAUCUGGUGAUUGCUACGCCGGACAUUUUGACCUUCGAACUGAACGAUCACAAGCCCCACUUUCUGAUACUGGCCUCCGAUGGUCUCUGGGACACGUUUAGUAACGAGGAGGCCUGCACUUUUGUUCAGGAGCAUCUGAAGGAGCCGGACUAUGGAGCCAAGUCGCUGGUCAUGGAGUCCUACAAGCGCGGCUCAGUCGACAACAUCACCGUGUUGGUGAUAGUCUUCAAGAACGGUGUCUACAGGAUCGGCAGCUCAGCGGGAAAGGUGGGAGAUGAGACGCUAAAAAUCCCGGCCAAAUCGCAAGCCGUUGCGCCGGCAGUUGUGCAACGGUCGAACUCAAUCAAAACCAAAUGAUAUUCGAAACAUUAGAGUGCCUGCUUAGAAAUGCUCCUCAGCUUCCUUCAAAACUUCUCCCCAAAGAAAAAACAAAAGUGCCCAAAAUUUCUAGUUAGUUUCAGCGUUCAUUCAUCACAAGCAUACACACGUAGAUCACUUGAAAUUGCGUUGCUCAUUCUUCAUGCUAUUCAUUAAGGUUGUUUGUUAGCCCAUGUUAUUUUGUAAAAAAUAUUUUGCAUCCGCCGCCACUUCGCCGUACUGUUUCCACAACUCGAACUCGAAAAUCAUCACAGUGUCUGACAUAGUCAAGAUCAUCAUCAAACGUAACUAUUUAUUUAAUUUAUUUGUUAUACUUGUAAAGUAAAAAUAUUUUCUAACUUAACGAAAUGUUUUUGCAAAUAAAAAAAGCCAGACGGACCCGACCACUCCGUUGUGCUCUUAAAUACUUUA